Messenger RNA from Macrobrachium nipponense, 701 nucleotides. Its product is annotated as pupal cuticle protein 20-like. The record is from RefSeq and is a predicted model, not a curated record. The coding region runs from base 117 to 404 and encodes 95 amino acids. The transcript has 3 exons. NCBI's taxonomy places the organism in Eukaryota, Metazoa, Arthropoda, Malacostraca, Decapoda, Palaemonidae.
UGUUGCUUGCCAGUGGAGGUGUCAAGGAGAAUUGGUCACGUGAUCUGACAUGGCUUGACUAUAUAUUAAGGUUGCAGAGUGGUUCACAUUAGUUAGUGAUCAACAGCUAGAUCAGAAUGAAGUUCGUCAUCCUCGCUGCCCUCGUUACCCUGGCCGUUGCCGUCCCUCAGCAAGGCUACGGAGCCCCUGCCCCUCGUUCCUCUGUGAGGGACGACUCCUUCGAGGAUGUGGCCAUUUUGAGGGACGAAAGAGUCCACGAAGACGACGGGAGGUACAACUUCGACGUCGAGGCAGAAAACGGGAUCCGAGCAUCCGAAUCAGGUUCUCCUGAUGGCCCCGAAGGUACCAUUGUCAGCGCCGGAGAAUAUUCAUACACUGCUCCUGACGGCACUGACGUGUGGUGAAAUACGUCGCCAAUGAGAACGGUUUCCAGCCCCACAAUUCCGACCUGCUUCCAGUGGCUCCGAAUUCCCCCACCCAAUUCCCCAGUUCGUGCUGGACCAGAUCGCCUUCGCUGCUGAGGAGGACGCCCGUCGUGGUCGGGAAGGAUCCUUCGAGAGGAGCGGCUCUGUUCGAGCUCCCUCCACCUCCUACCAGAGACCUUCCUAAUCUUUACGACUGAAUAUUCAUUCAAGACUCCGUUAACGAUGUAGUAAAAUAUUUAUUUCCUCUAUUAUUAAAUGAAGAUUCAAAGAACGAAA